Mycena citricolor is the source of this 8281-nucleotide messenger RNA. NCBI's taxonomy places the organism in Eukaryota, Fungi, Basidiomycota, Agaricomycetes, Agaricales, Mycenaceae. The record is from the annotation of a GenBank genome assembly.
CGCACGCGCGCCAGCGCGUACCUCAGCAAAAUUAAAUUCCGGGUGUGCAAGAAUCCCAAUCAGGAACAUUGACCCCAUCUCAUCCACCCUGCCUGUCAAUGGGCUCGCAUCCGACGACGGAGCGUUACUACAACAUCAACCCAAAGUUCGGACCCAGAAAAAGUUGCAAAAGACACGUCAAACUUGCUCCUGAUUCCAACAUCGCGUUACUACGAAGUUUUCUUAUCAUGCAGGCCGAUGACGCGCUGAAUUCAUCAUGGAUAAGAACUUCGUAGGUGUCUGGGGUCUCUCAUCAAGGGAACGCGUCCCAGAUUCAUGGCGUCCGUUCGAUUAAACCUGUGGUUCUUUCAUCUGCGGCACAUUCUUCCCGUCUAGCUCAGGCUUGUAGAUCGCUCAUCCCUGUUGCUUUCGUUCCUUGUUCAUGUCGACCCCAACAGCCAGCCGCCCCAGCAUGAGUAGAUACACGCAACACUCGCCGCCGUCCUCGUCCGAGUCGGCGCAUCGCUCGAGCCCAACCGACCCUCUUUCUCCGCCGCGUCCAUUUUUCUUAUCACAAGACUCUCGUCGAAGUUCAGACUCCUCCUCCUUAUCCGACUCGGGCCGAGAUUCACAGGUGCCGCUGACCACCAAAUCCCGCAUCUCCCAGGCGCGGCGUCGCUCAGGCAUGGAUCCUUCCUCUGGAGCUAAUCAGUAUGCUCCCGUCUCUUCCUCAACUCCAACUUCUGCCAAAUCGCCUGCGUCUCGACGCAACUCGAACCCCUUCGAGCACGAGGCCGCGGGUUACACUCAUUCACAGGAUGGUGAAUAUGCGCCACUGGGAGGCGCUGGGACCGAGGACUAUGAACUCUCACCAACUUGGAAUGCUAGUGCCCUCUACCACAAUGACAUCGAAGACGGAUCGACAGGCCGCGGGCGUUCGUCGCGGCCUCCACCCAGCAGCUUUCAGUUCCCGUUCCAAGCGUACCCGGGAAACCCUGAUCCCAUUCCUCGUCGUCAGCGAUCUCGUUCGUCAAGUGUCACAUCUCAGAACCGCCACGCAUUUUCCGAAUCAUCUCACGACUCGCCGGUUGUAGCAAAUCCCCCGCCGACUGCCUUCAUGGACCGUGGCCGCAACGCGUCGACGUCGUCGCUCGGAGGAAAUGGUGUUUACCGCGGCUCUGCUAUCAUGGGGAUGAUGUCGGGCUCUCAGACUGCCCUUGCCAGCGAAGGCGGGCAAGAGGUCAUCAUGCAGGAACUUCGCAGUGGACCCAGUCGACCUUUUGCGAAUGAGGAGGGUAUCCCUCGCACAUCGUCUCAGCCAUCGUUUCGAGCUCCCUUUCUGUCUCCUGCUUCCCGGCCAAGCUCGUCAUUUUGGACGCCGCCCACAUACCCAUACUCAGGAACCUCGACCAUGGGCGGAUCCUCGAGCGCACUGGCUCUUCCAGGACCUCGAGCGCCCGCUCCUUCGACACGAAUUGCAGCCAAAUUGACCAAGGAAGAUAAGCCAUGGCUGCAACGAGCUGCACCUCGGGCGCGUGUUUCGUGGUGGAUGACUUUGUUCUGCAUGUUCUUGGGUGUGCUUGGUGGAUUCGGCAACGCUGAAUUCCAAAUCGCGUCCUCUUUCGACAACAACUCAUAUGUCUCGAACGGAGAGCUCUACAUCAUGCCUACAUUGACGUCGGACUGGUUGGGCGACAGCACCGUCAACUCGGGCACUAUCACGCUCAAUCCCUGCACGGAAGCGCUGACGAACGCGACGGCCUGCACCGCUUCGGGUAAUGGCGUGGACCAGGUCAUCAAUCCCAUCAUGAGUGCCCGCAUCAGUACCAAGGACCACUAUUCGAUGACAUACGGCCGCAUUGAAGUCCGCGCGAAACUACCUCGAGGGGACUGGCUGUGGCCUGCGAUCUGGAUGUUACCCACGAGCGGCACUUGGCCAGUCGAUGGGGAGAUCGACAUCAUGGAGGCCCGGGGAAAUGGACUGUCGUACGGAGCUCAGGGCAGCAACUUCGUGAGGUCGACCGUGCAGUACGGUCCUUUCGCUGGGCUCGUCCACAGGCUGUUUGGCUGGUACAGUCUCAAGCGCGCAGGCUUCAACGAGGGAUUCCACACUUACGGCUUGGAAUGGGACGACAAGUUUAUGCGUUUCUAUGUCGACAGCAGGAUUCACACCGCCCUGGAUCUGACAACCAAGAACUCCAAGAGCAGUUUCUGGAACCGUGCUGGCUUUCCGCAAACAGCCCAGAACGGCUCUGCGCAAGUGGUGGUGCAAAAUCCGUACAAAAACCUCAACAGUCCCUUUGAUCAACCCUUCUACUUGAUAAUUGACCUAGCAGUCGGAGGCACGAGCGGAUGGUUCCCCGACAGUGUCGGCGGCAAGCCCUGGUUCGAUGGCUCCCUGACUGCCAUGUCUGACUUUUGGAAAGCCAAGAACACCUGGUAUCCCACCUGGCCAAAGAAUGCGGCAGAUGGUGCAUUCCGAAUGUGUCGACUAUGUGAAAAUGUGGAAAAAGUGUUGAUCAAACAGGGGAGCUUUAUCUCCGCAUACCCAUUUUGGACAAUAGAAUACACGUAUCUGUAUGAUUCUCCACCAUGCAAACCGCCGAGAGUAUCAAUUCAACCCUAUUACGGUCGCGUGACGUCAUGCAAGCGUGUUCAUUAUGUAAUGCUGGUUCUGCAGUUGGGCGUUGCCGAGAGGAACGUGGACAACGACGGCUUGAAUGACCGACAACAGCAUGUCCGCGGUUGCGGAAGAUGGUACCCCGGACACCCGGACAUCGAACUUUUCCGGUCACAAUCACUCCCUUCAGAUCAGCAGAAUGCUCGCGUCACCUGUGCUACGAUGGACUACGACCGAUGGGACGCACUCUUGCACUAUCUGUUCAAACAGACUCAGGGCGAUGCCUGGUUUCGCCCCGAUGAGCCUGUGUCUUCUGGAGUGGCUCUCCGUGUCUCUGACGGGACGCGAUCUACUGGCGGUAGUGGAACGAACACUCCAACAGGCGGUCAAACUGGACCUUCCUUUCGUGUCUUCCCAUACGAAAAUCCCGCGCUCGAACCUUUCGAGACUGCAGUCACUGCCCUCAAUCCUCAGGUCGCUGUGAAAAUACGAAGUGCAGCAGUUCAUGCCGCUUUGGCUGAUAUAGCGAUGGACGAGAAAAGUAUUUACGUCGAUGCCAACACCCGAAUACAGGUCCUCGACAACAUGCUCAUGCUUCCUCAUGCAGAGAAGGAACAAUGUGCUGCUUUCAUUCGCGACGAGCGCGUGCUCGUGGUCUGGUCUGAUUCUCUGGACUCCAUCAUACCAACCUGCCAGGAUUUCGAAGACCGGCUCAUUAAACUGCUCUGGCGUUCACGCCCCUCAGGACCCUCGGCUUCCUCUCAUCUCGGCUCGGCUACAGGCUCAGUCACGUCGCACUCUUCGCUGCCCCCUCGUCCGGACGAGCGCAGUCCUUACGAUCCUGAGAAGCCCAUGGUGUCAGAGGAAGGGGGUGCAUUGCAGACACGCAGCUCUCAGGUUCGGACUCGCCGCACUUGGUAUGGGAGAAAGGUUGCGACAACUGCUGCGUUUGCGGCUGAUUUGGAGGCGGAUCGUCGUGACGUCCGUGCGGCAACUUUGUAUGCUCCAGUCUACAACGGGCUCGCUGCUGGCCUCUCCUUCAUCUUCAUCGGAACUGGUGUGAAGACUUUGCUGCAGGAGUGGGUUCUGGACAACUCUUUCAUUCGUUUCGCACUUUGCGCAUUGUGCCCGCUGCUUUGGUGUGUCGGACUGUUCUUUGCUCUCCAACUGAUUCAGAACAUCGCGAUGUGUAUCGGACCUGUCGCUCACUUCCAUGAAAACUCCAAGUAUUACAGUGCAAUCAAACCCCGUGCCAAUAAAGCUGUCGACGAGAAUCUGCCUCACAUCACCAUCCAGAUGCCGGUCUACAAGGAAGGCCUCGACUCUGUGCUCGCACCAUCCAUCGAGUCGUUGAAAAAGGCGAUGCAAACCUACGCUCGCCAAGGCGGAACCUCGACUAUCUUUAUCAACGACGAUGGUUUACGGUUGCUUUCACCUCCUGACCGCGACGAGCGUCUUGCCUUUUAUGCUAAUCACAACAUCGGCUGGGUUGCUCGACCAAAACAUCAGAACGAGAAAGACGGCUUCAAACGUGCCGGAAGGUUCAAAAAGGCAUCAAACAUGAACUAUGGACUAGAGCUUUCCCUGAAGAUGGAACGACACCUGGAGCGACUUGUAGCCAGCCAACCCAAUGCCGGCGCCACGCCGACUCUGGCUGACCUUGGCGGAGAUCCGAAUGCACCGUUGCCACCGCCUCCCGGAGCUUUCCACACCAAAAGCUUUUACGGUGCCGGGCAGUACGGCUUACAGUACCAGAACCGUGAGGGCGAAGACAUGAACGUUCCCUCUAGCCUCAUGGGGGAAACCCCUGGUGCCGAUGAUCUCGAAGAACGCGCGCUGGCCAUGGCCAUGGACGAGAUGUAUGAUGAAACGGGCAAGAUGUACCGUCCCUGGGCAGCGAAUGGGAAAUCAUGCCGUCUUGGGGAGUACAUCCUCAUCGUCGAUUCCGACACGGUGGUACCGGAAGAUUGCUUGCGAGAUGCAGCGCGCGAGUUGUCAGAAUGUCCCACUGUCGCAAUCAUUCAGCACGAGUCGGAUGUCAUGCAGGUCGCACAUCACUACUUCGAGAACGGCAUCGCAUACUUCACUAGGCGGGUCAACAGAUGCAUUUCUAUGGCCUGCGCCAAUGGCGAGGUGGCGCCAUUCAUGGGCCACAAUGCGUUCUUGAACUGGAAAUCAAUCCAAGAUGCUGCCUUCAUUGACCCGGCCGAUGGAAAGGAGAAGAUUUGGAGUGAAACCAAUGUCAGCGAGGACUUUGAUAUGGCACUACGUCUGCUGCUUCGCGGCUACAUCAUCCGCUGGGCAACCUACUCCAACGGUGGUUUCAAAGAGGGCGUCUCUUUGACUGUGGAUGACGAGCUCAAUCGGUGGCAAAAGUAUGCUUACGGUUGCAGCGAACUGUUGUUCAAUCCCCUUGCACAAUGGUGGAGAAAGGGUCCGAUCACCUCCCAAAUCCACAAGUUUAUGUGGUGCAAACCGGCGCCGAUGCAUUACAAAAUUUCCAUGCUGGCGUACAUGUUUUCGUACUAUGGUAUCGCUGCCUCGGUUACCAUCGGCCUCAUCAACUAUGUGCUGCUAGGCUUCGAAUUCCCCGUCGAUGGCUUCUACCGUCCAAGUUUCGAGAUCUGGCUGGCAUGUACCGUUGUUUUCUUCGGCACGGGCACAGUCGGCUACACUCUACUCGAGUAUCGUUUGGGCCACAAGAACAUGAUUCACGGCGUGUUUGAAAACCUGAUGUGGAUCCCAUUCUUCUUUUUCUUUUUCGGAGGUCUCGGCAUCCCAGUGAGCCAGGCUAUCCUCGCACACCUGUUCUCGUACAACAUCCAGUGGUCUGCGACCAUCAAGGAAGUAGAACGCUCCAAUUUUUUCAAAGAAAUUCCCAAGAUCCUCAAGCGGUUCUGGUUCCCUCUCCUUGCCUGUGUCAUUAUCAUUGCUGCUUUAAUUGUGCUUUCGACCGGAAUUGUGCCUAUCCAAUGGCGUGUCACCGGUAGUUCUUGGGGUGUAAUUUUCCCAUUGUCUGUUGUCGCUGCAUCUCAUAUCCUGUUUCCCAUUGUCUUGAACCCUUGGCUCAUGGUUUUCUCGUACUGACCAGCCUGGACAUUGUUGUCGAAUACACGAUCUUUUGUACAUUACUUGCUGACUCUAGAUCAACAUUUACGGACCAGUUACCGCUACGAUUGCCUUUACAUACCAUACCGUUAAACAAUCUCAAUUGAAGAUGCGAACAUCGACUGACUUCAUAUCAUGUAUAUUGAGAUCGACAAACACUUACACACGACGCGUCCGGUCACGCUUCUUGGUCAUGACGACCACAAUCCCCACUUUCUGGCAGUCUCUCGUCGCGGGAGGACUUGCUGGAACCUCGGUCGAUCUACUUUUCUUUCCCGUUGACACGAUCAAGACGCGACUCCAAUCUCCUCAAGGGUUUGUCAAUGCAGGAGGUUUUAGGGGAAUCUACAAAGGUAUAGGAAGUGUUGGCGUGGGAAGCGCUCCAGGAGCUGCUGUCUUCUUCGCGACAUAUGAUACACUCAAGAAGGCCUCGCCACUCCCAGCCGAGUUGAGCGCGCUCACGCAUGUCGUCUCUGCAUCUAUGGGCGAAAUUGCAGCUUGUUUGGUUCGCGUGCCGACAGAGGUGAUCAAAACACGAGCUCAAACUUCAACAUACGGUCCCGGGAAAUCAUCUCUCGCAGCCGCAAAACAUGUUCUAGCCAGUGACGGUCUGCGAGGGUACUACCGUGGCUUUGGAACGACCAUCAUGCGCGAGAUCCCCUUUACAUCGAUACAAUUUCCCCUCUAUGAAGCUCUCAAGGCACGGUUGUCUGCUUUCACGGGGCGGAAGCCGUUGUAUGCACAUGAAGCUGCAGUGUGUGGAAGUUUCGCGGGUGCAGUCGCUGCAUCUCUGACGACCCCGUUGGACGUGCUCAAAACACGUGUCAUGCUGGAUAUGCGGGACAUGACGCAGCAACAACCUUCUAUCCCUGCUCGGUUCUUUCUCAUCUAUCGAACAGAGGGCGCUUCCGCACUAUUUGCGGGUGUGGUUCCCCGAACAUUAUGGAUUUCAGCAGGUGGAGCAGUCUUCCUGGGCAUGUACGAGUGGGCCGUGCACGGUCUCAUGGGCUGGUAGCUGGCCGCGGUUUAAUCUUAUCUACGGUUUAUCUAGUUAAGUACAUUGUGCCAACAGUUUAGAGAUGCUGCGUACACGUGAUUCGCACUUUGUCUGCCACGACCACAAGAUGCUGAGCCCUGCGUGGGCGGCGACGAGCUCGCCCAUUGAGGUCCUUAUCACCCGAGCAUGCGAUCCCUCUCUACAUGAGCCCAACUAUGCCAUGCAUCUCGAGGUCGCAGAUUUCAUCAACCAGAAAAAGGCCAACAAUCCUCGCGAAGCCGCCAUGCUGAUUGCCCGUCUCGCCUGCAACCGCAAUCCCCAUGUGGCCCUCCUCGCUCUGGCCCUCUUGGACACCCUCGUUCCCUCAUGCGGAUACCCCUUCCAUCUCCAGAUCAGUACAAAGGAGUUCUUGAACGAACUAGUGCGUCGGUUUCCGGAUCGCCCCCCGCCGUUCCCGGGCCCAGUCAUGUCCCGCAUCCUGGAGUGCAUCCAGAACUGGAAGGACACGAUAUGCACGGAAUCGCGGUGGCGGGAGGACCUGACGAACAUCGUGGACAUGCACCGGCUGCUGAUGCACAAAGGAUAUCGCUUCCGCCAUGUACCGCGCCAGCAGCCCAGCGCUUCGUCGACUGCAUCCACGGUCGCUGCGAACCUUAAAAGCGCAUCGGAGCUGGAAGCAGAGGAUCGGGAGGCGCAGAGCGCCAAGUUACAGGAGUUGAUUCGACGAGGUACACCCAAAGAUCUACUUGUCGCGCAAGAGAUCAUGAAGUCGUUGGCUGGUGCGGAUCCAUCGAAUCAAGUCGAUUACCGCAGCCAAGCGCUCUCUGAGCUGGAGCGAUUGGAGAGCAAGGUCGUAUUGCUAGUGGAGAUGCUAGACAAUAUGGCCAGUGGGGAGCGAACCGUUGCUGGAGAUGCCUACGAGCAAGUAGCAGAUAUUCUGAGUGCGUCACGACCCAAGAUUCAAAAGUGGAUCUCAGAUGCGGAGACUAACGAUGAUGAUUCUGAAUCUUUGGAUACCUUCCUUCAAAUCAACGACCAAAUCAACAAUGUUCUCGCGCGAUAUGAAGCCUUCAAACGCGGGGAUUAUGAGGCCGCGGCGAAUCCCGUGCCGUCCCAAUAUGGUGCUCCGCCGGCAAGCACGUCGUUGAUAGACUUCGACGACAUCUCUGCACCUGCUGCCGCAAACAGCGGCGUUAAUGAGCUGGAUGGGUUGUUCGGGUUGGGAUCUACAGCCCCCCAGCCAUCGUUGGGCCCGGCAUUGGCUAGCUCGCCACCGCCAGCUGUCAACGUGGCCACGCGACCGGUGAUGAGCCCGUCCCCGUCAGUGUUCUCCCAGACUCCCGGUGCCAUCAUGCUCCCUGGGACCCCAAUCCCGCAGUCUCAGCCGACGAAACCGACGAUGGGAUAUCUCGCCGGCUCACAGCCAACGAAUGGCAGCUCAGUGCCUCAGUCAUCACAACACCAAGGCAAAGACCCAUUCGCAGAUCUAGCCGGGCUGUUCUAGUGGUAGAUAGCAGGCACAUAUGUAUUGUGGAAGGUAGACUUCUGGCAUCAAGCUGCAGUCGGUGCAAGGACAA